UCCAACCAGAAGGAGUAUACUUUCCGAUCGCAGCUGAAAGCAUCCAUGUGUUGCGUAAACUAUCAACAUUCUCUGACAUGACGCAGUCAUAGCUAAAAGGAAUUCAGUUCCAUCCUCUGCAAUGCAUAUCCUCUAAAUUUCGCAAUUUAAAAAAAAACAAAAACGGAAAUGACGACAGUAUGGAAACAUGGAACCAUGACGUAACGCUGAGGCGAAAACUUUCGAACCAGAAAUAACGAACGAUAUAUAGUUCAACCAUCACCAUGGCGACGUCAACAACAACAGCAUCAACGUCGACAACGAUCCCACCAAUGCACGCCACCAGCGUCAUAGAUCCUUCCAUCCUAGUAACGAGAAGUAACGUCAACAAUUCCACGUCGGCACCGGAAGUAGUUAAUGUGACGGACGUUACGCCAGUCUAUAACGAGAAUGUGACUCAGGUUUAUAGGGAACAUACAGUUGAUCUUCCGAUAACCUUUUGCCCGCCAGUUGGCAUCCAACAUGGUUUCUAUGACGACAACAUCAUCUUAAGCACAAGAAGUCGUGACGUAGGCACCGUGGUACACAUCAGCUGUCGUGCAGGCUCUCGACUAAAAGGUCCGGAUGUACUCAAGUGUGAAGACAGAGGUCACUGGAAUGGGUCACGUCCUCAUUGCGAAAUACAAGGAGGACCUAUAGUUGGUAUACCUAUGUCCACGCAGCUGCUGAUCGGCGUUCUCUCGGGAUGUUGCGGUCUCGUCGUCAUCGUCGUCGCCGCCAUCAUCUGUCGUCUGAUGUGCUGCAAACCACGUGACAAACUAUCAGGACAGGAAUCAGAGGAUGCGACCAUAGACUCGUACCAGGGGGAGGAUCUGGAAAACCCUUACUUCGCCGUCGAGAGGGAACGCCAACACAGAGCCAUGGGCAACGAUUCCGGAAGCGUCCACUACGCAAAACCGGAAAUACACAGCACAUUUAUCAACCCUUCUUUCUACGAGGAUGUCUACGCCAGGUGGCGCAGCAGAGAAGACAUAACGGAAGUUCUGUAUGACACGCCGUUUCAGUUUAAUAUUGUUUUCAGUCGCAGACUACAGGACCAGAUGAAAAACCCGGAACUGAAGUGGAGCACCCUGAGUCUUCGUGCGCAUGACAACUACGAUUACGGAAAAUAUGGUAAAAUUCCUCGAUCUCAGCUGGUGUCCGAAGCAGACGACACUUCAGUAGAUGGACUGACAACUUUCUGAACAGACAACAGGGCCGUGCCUUGAGGGCGGGGAAGGGGGUGCGACUGCCCGACCCAGAAAAAAUACGCGUCCUGUUAAAGCUUAAAAGUGCUCCUUUUGUCUUUUUCUAUGAGGACAAAACCUUAUAUUAUUUAAAAAUACAAAGUGUCAGUUACUAUGCACCUCCAGUUAGUUUAAGUUAGGUACGGCAUCUGGGCAACAAUGGUCUCACAACAUACUUCUUGUAUACGAAGAUUAUACUGCUCUAAAAACACUAACGUAGGUAAUUUAGAAAUACGUGUGUGUGUGUUUAACGACUUAGGUAGCAAUUUUACUGCAUCCGCGAGUUUUAUGGUAGAAGAAAACAUAUUAAUGUAUAAGGCAUGUAUCUGUUUCCCCCCGAUCACGUAUUUCACGGUCCGUAGCAGUAAUCACAAUGUGUAUGUUCUCUUACGUGCUAUUUAUAAUUAUGUAAAACGUGCGUCUCUGUAAGUGUCUGUAUGUGAUAUGUAGAAGUAGGGGAAUCACGGCCUAAUCGAACGUGUUUGUUUAGAUGUCUUGAAAUCGCUGCCUAAAACGUACGCGUCUGUGUAGUGCGAGCUAAAACAUACGUUUCUGUGAAGUGUAGAUACAGGGUAAUUGUGGGCUAAAACGUACGUUUCUGUGAAGUGUAGAUACAGGGUAAUUGCGGGCUAAAACGUACGUUUCUGUGAAGUGUAGAUACAGGGUAAUUGUGGGCUAAAACGUACGUUUCUGUGAAGUGUAGAUACAGGGUAAUUGCGGGCUAAAA
Messenger RNA from Gigantopelta aegis, 1992 nucleotides. RefSeq lists its product as uncharacterized. The coding region runs from base 264 to 1223 and encodes 319 amino acids. The transcript has 7 exons. The record is from RefSeq and is a predicted model, not a curated record. Lineage: Eukaryota; Metazoa; Mollusca; Gastropoda; Neomphalida; Peltospiridae.